Molecule: messenger RNA, 2747 nt
Organism: Bolinopsis microptera
Lineage: Eukaryota; Metazoa; Ctenophora; Tentaculata; Lobata; Bolinopsidae
Product: dual specificity protein phosphatase CDC14A-like
Exons: 18
Coding region: 179-2230 (683 amino acids)
Biological process (GO): regulation of exit from mitosis; positive regulation of cytokinesis; microtubule cytoskeleton organization
Cellular component (GO): spindle pole; nucleolus; cytoplasm
Molecular function (GO): protein tyrosine/serine/threonine phosphatase activity; protein serine/threonine phosphatase activity; protein tyrosine phosphatase activity
Source: RefSeq, a predicted model, not a curated record
AGGAUGAAAGGAGUAACAAAAUGAGGACCACACAACAUCAGAAACGUAGUAUUCCCUGAAAUGACACACACUUAAAGCUCUCACGUGACAUCCCACGUGACUUUUCUCAUCUACUUUAACAGAUCAGUUGAUAGCACUCGCAGAGCUACAGAGACAUUUGCGAGGAUACUUUAACAGUAUGAACAUGACAUUUGCUACAGUGGACAGGGAUGGCAGGGAGAUUAUUGAUGCUCAGGAAUUUAUUAAAGACAGACUGUAUUUUGCUACGUUCCGUUCAAAACCUCGACAGAAACAGUCCAUGUACUUCUUCACUAUCGAUGAGGAGUUCGUUUAUCAGCCAUUUUACGCAGACUUUGGACCUCUCAAUUUAGCGAUGUUAUAUCGGUAUUGUGUGAAAGUUAACAAAAAAUUAAAGUCUCCAACUCUGCGGGGCAGGAAGCUUAUCCACUACACGAGUUACGACGCGCGUAAGCGCGCCAACGCCGCCUGUUUGAUCUGCUGUUACGCGGUAAUCUACCUCAACAAGACGCCCGAGGAGGCCUUCGCUCCUUUCAGGAACGGCAAGGGGCACCAGUUCUACGCUUUCAGAGACGCUUCGUACGGGGCCUGUACCUACAAACUCACAGUGCAACACGUGAUAGCUGGCUGUUAUAAGGCGUUCAAGUCAAAGUUUUUAGAUUUUACGACGUUCGACGUUGACGAGUACGAACAUUACGAGAGUGUUGAAAAUGGAGACUUUAAUUGGGUCGUACCAAAUAAGUUCCUGGCGUUCUCCGGUCCCCAUAAUAAGAGUAAGAUUGAGAACGGCUACAUGUUACAUGCUCCCGAAGCUUACAUUCCUUACUUCAAGGAACACAACGUUACAACAGUGAUCAGACUAAAUAAGAGAAUGUACGAUGCUAAAAGGUUCACUGAUGCGGGUAUUGCUCACUACGAUCUCUUCUACGUGGAUGGAAGUACUCCUACUGAUGCUAUACUCAGAAAGUUCCUGACGAUAGCAGAAACCACAAAAGGAGCAAUAGCAGUCCACUGUAAAGCAGGGCUAGGAAGGACAGGAACUCUGAUAGGGUGCUGGAUGAUGAAACAUUACCAGUUUACUGCACCUGAAACUACCGCGUGGCUAAGGAUAGCUCGACCUGGGUCUGUGAUAGGACCUCAGCAGUAUUACAUGGAAGAGAAACAAACCCAGAUGUGGACUCAGGGAGAUAUCUACAAAUCCUGCCUAAACUCGAAUAGUAACAUUGUGAACGGUUUGUCCGAAAAAGUAGGAUCAUUGAAUCUGGACGAGGACAUCGAGCCGGAUGAAAAUACUGGUUUAACCCAAGGGGAUGAGUUGAGACAGAGGAAAGCUCAGCGUCCCGCCAGACAGGCUCGUUCUGCCUCCUCUACUGCAAAGAGACAUAAAUUUAGGUAUGAGGAUUCCCCUGCAAUGAAUACCCGAUCAUCAGCCUUAUCAGAUGGAAUACGGAACUCCCUUGGAUCAGGCACCAUGUCACCCCUGAAACCCAACACCCUGACUGGCACCUCCUUCAGAAGUCGCCCCCUGGUUGCUGACCACAAGUUAACCAGUGAGUAUAAGAAGUCGACCCCUCUCCUCUCCGAUGACACUGCCAGCCAGUUGGUCCCUGCAGCAGUCCCCCGAAAAACCGAGCGUUAUUACGCCUCCAAACGGUAUCCUGAACGGGAACGGCCCUUCACUGGCCUCAUCCUCACACCUACAGGCGGCCAUUUCACCAAAAAUCACAACCGUCUGAUGACGUCACGUGACAGUGUAAUGACGUUACGUGAUAGUGUAAUCAAGUCACGUGACAGUGUAAUGAAAUCACGUGACAGUGUAACGAAGUCACGUGAUAAUGUAAUGAAGUCACGUGAUAGUUGUGUGACGUCACGUGGUUCUGGCGUGACAUCGCAGGGUAAUUUGGCAAAGUCACAUGGGGUGUGUAAAAGAACCGCGUCGGCUCCAAGUUACACCCAGUUCCACAGUUACACUCACCCACCACAGACAGCCCGUAAACAGGCUUACAAAUCAUCUAACAGCAACAGUGCAAAUGUUCGCGGAAUGUUCAAGCAAUACAGUACCUACACCUCAAAGUUUGGGACUUCUACCACCCCACCCGCAGCCCCUUCUAGGGCUAGGUACUCUGCGGGACACGUAAGGUCGCACAGUUUCAGCGCCAAGGACAGGAAACUGCACGCGGAUUCAGGACAACGCGUCUACCACGAACACUAGCACGUGAUCAUCACGUGUAUUGACACGUGAUUUCUCACGUGACGUCACAACACGUGAUUCAUCGGACAGAGGAAGAGAACUGUCAGAACACUCUUAGCUAACCUCAAUCAGUGAACUAACUGGGAUGUUCGAAAGUUUUACCCUUUAUUUUUAUACGUGCCUCCUAAUCAGCGAAUUUAAAGGUUUUUCCCGCCCCAAAAAGACUGUUACGAUUAAUUUAUAUAUGCUUAAUUUGCUCAGCAAAUCAAACGUUAAAAGUUUCAUUUUUACCGAAUGUAAAUAGCGUUUAAUAAUUUAUGAUCCCAUUUUUGCCGCUAAUAAAAGCAAAAAAUGAGGGGUGUUCAAAAUAGGGGACAAUCUUGUCCAAACUUUUUAUUGGUACGAAGAUGUGGUGGAAAAACUGCCGCUCACGUGAUUAUAUAUUGUAUACAGUCAAUGUAAAUUAUUUCAAAUAUACGUAAUUUAUUGUGAUGGGUUCCUAGUCGGCUGGCUGCUACCUAUCCUGUGUUUUGUGUUC